AUGACGCCGCCGCCUCAGCUCCUCCUGGCCUGCCUCCUCACCCUCCUCCUCGCCACCGCGGUGGCGCCGCCCGCCGGCGCCUACUGCGUUUCGAAGAAGUCCGGGGCGCACAGCAAGCCAGGGUCGCCGGCCAAGCCGGCGCCGGCGAAGCCCGCGCCGGCGCCGCCGAAGCCGGUCCCGCUCAUCCCCAGCGCCGACAUCGUCCGGAGCCUGUGCCUGAAGACGGACUACCCGGACCUGUGCACGUCGUCGAUCUCGAAGCAGCUGCAGCCGCAGCUCCCCGGCGGGAAGCGGCUGGAGGCCCCCGACGUGCUGCGGCUGGCGAUGGCCGCCGUGCGCGCCAAGGCCGGCGAGGCCAAGGCGGCCGCGGCGGCGCUGGCCAACGACCCCAAGACGCAGCCCCUGGCGCGGGGCCCGCUGCACGACUGCGUGGAGUCGUUCGACGACAUCGCCUACAGCCUGGACGAGGCCGAGAAGGCCCUCGCCGGCGGCGACCGGGACACCACGGGGACCAUGCUCGACACCGUGCGCACCGACGUGGACACCUGCGACCAGGGAUUCGAGGAGCGCGAGGAGCUCACGCCGGUCAUGGCCAAGCAGGACGCCGAGCUCGCCAAGCUCGCCAGCAACUGCCUCGCCAUCGCCGCCGCCGCCGGCCUGCGCUAG
Setaria italica (foxtail millet) is the source of this 666-nucleotide messenger RNA. Its product is annotated as pectinesterase inhibitor 28. NCBI's taxonomy places the organism in Eukaryota, Viridiplantae, Streptophyta, Magnoliopsida, Poales, Poaceae. Gene Ontology annotation, molecular function: enzyme inhibitor activity. The transcript has a single exon. Gene Ontology annotation, biological process: negative regulation of catalytic activity. The record is from RefSeq and is a predicted model, not a curated record. The coding region runs from base 1 to 666 and encodes 221 amino acids.